GUAACAUGUUUUCAGAUCUACAUUUAUAUGAAUUAACUUUAAAUAUACUAAUCAUUUUAUUUCUCACAUACAUCUCUCUCGGUACUGAUAUCACUACUGUGAACAAAAAUAUUAUUUUUUCAUAUAUUUUUUGUUUGCUUUUUCAGUUUUUAUCCUCACCUAAAAAAGGAAACUUUUCCUCAAAAAAAUCAAGCUUUAAAUCUCUCAUUUUACUACCCAAAAACAGAGAGGACGAAACCUUUCCCAUGAGAUGAGAACGCAUUUGCUAAAACUGAUACUUACAGUAUCUCUACCAACUACAUUCUUGAUCGGAAUCUCCAUCCUCGUAAUCUUCAUCUUAUGUAAAAGAAGAAGAACAGAGUCCAACGAACACCAAAACGACGUCGAAUCUCCUUACGAGAAAAAAGACUUCUCCGGGUCAGAAACAGAGGAGGAUGAGGAGGAGGAGCUUGUCAUCUUCGAAGGAGGAGAAGAUCUCACGAUCUGCGACGUACUCGAAGCUCCGGGAGAAGUCGUCGGCAAAUCAAGCUACGGAACAUUAUACAAAGCAAGUCUGCAGCGAAGUGGGAAAGUCAGAGUGCUUAGGUUCCUUCGACCUCUCUGUGCAGUGAGAUCAGAUCCGGAGGAGUUUGAUGGCGUCGUCGAGUGUCUUGGAUUUGUCAGACAUGAUAACUUGGUUCCUCUGUUGGGUUUCUACGUUGGAAACAGAGGAGAGAAGCUUAUGAUUCAUCCCUUCUUUGACUCCGGGAAUCUCUCCGAGUUCAUCAGAUUUUUGGCAGGUGGAGAUGUUGAAUCACACAAAUGGAGCAAUAUUUUGAGCAUCACCACCGGAAUAGCGAAAGCUCUUGACCAUCUCCACACAGGAACGCAGAAACCUAUCGUUCACGGGAACCUCAAGUCCAAGAAUGUUCUCUUGGACCAGAGUUUUAGGCCUAGAGUCUCUGAUUUCGGCUUGCAUUUGCUCUUGAAUCUUGCGGCUGGGCAAGAGGUGCUAGAGGCUUCAGCUCUUGAGGGGUAUAAAGCGCCUGAGUUGAUUAAGAUGAAGGAAGUGAGCAAGGAGAGCGAUGUCUACAGUUUCGGUGUGAUCAUGCUCGAGUUGGUUUCGAGUAAACUGCCAACAAACAAGAGUUCAACUAGUUCUGUUCCUCUUGACAAUGAGAAAUUGUUGGGUUUGUGCCGUUCUGAGAUUCUUGGGAGAUGUGGUGAGGAAGAUGUGACCAAAGAAUAUGUUGUCGAAUACAUUGAGCUGGCAAUGUCUUGUUGCUCUCCAUCGCCUUCUCUUAGACCGAGCUUCAAGCAAGUGUUGAGGAAACUUGAAGAGAUCAAGAAAUGAUGCCCUAGCAAGCUGACUAAUCUGCAGCAGAACAGACAAAGCCAAGAGAAAGUUCGAAUCUUUCAAGCAUUCAGAUACUUUCAAGAUAGAUAACAGCGUAGAGCAGAUAAAUCAGGGGAGAGAGCCUUCUUGAACAAAAUUUCACACAUGGAUGAUACAAUACAAUACAUAUCACAUGUUCUAGAUUGUUGAUACUUACAGAGAAGAUAGGAUCGAAAUUUUGAUUAGUCAGGACUUCCAGAAUAGUGGAUGGAGAAAGGAAGAUAUUUUCAGACGCCAACAAGGGAUUCAAAGAACUUCAGAAGGCCCUUGAGUAACCCUAGAACAUCAGUUUCUUGAAUGUAAUGUCCUUGAAGUUGUUUCUCAUAGCAUUGUGCGCUGAAACAUCAUGAAAUUAAUCUUGUAGUGUACGUUUAAGCACAUAUUCACA
Messenger RNA from Raphanus sativus (radish), 1763 nucleotides. RefSeq names its product putative kinase-like protein TMKL1. NCBI's taxonomy places the organism in Eukaryota, Viridiplantae, Streptophyta, Magnoliopsida, Brassicales, Brassicaceae. The record is from RefSeq and is a predicted model, not a curated record. The transcript is spliced from 2 exons. Gene Ontology annotation, molecular function: ATP binding; protein kinase activity. Gene Ontology annotation, biological process: protein phosphorylation. The coding region runs from base 251 to 1333 and encodes 360 amino acids.